GAGUUUUGAGACCUAGGACUAGGACAUCGACAGUCAUGAUGAGAUCAUAGCGAAUAUUCAUUCACACUCACUGAAUUUCGGUGACUCCACCGACUCCAUCGACUCCACCCAGGUCCCAGACAGACGUGUCAACCAAAACUAGGAAGACAUAGAUCCAGUCAUUCCUUGAUCUAUUGGGGUAAAUAGAAGUGGGCUCAUCAUGGCCCAGUCCACGCCCAUUCGACACGAUCCGAGCAAAGUCCAACGCUCGAUUUACGAGGUGGUCAAACGCGUGGAGUCAGUCCACGCUCAAUGUGGCGAUAUCCAAAGCCUCUUCACGCCCGAGGUCCUCUUUUUACGUGGCAAACUUUGGGACUACACGCUCCGGCUGUGUCAAUGUGAUCCCGCCCUCUUCGCUCUCAAGGCUCUGGAUCUAUUCUGGCUCAAAUCCAUUCACGGCACUUUGACGCGGGCCCGUCAAUUGACCCGAGGUUGGACGCCCAUGGAACAAGCCUAUCUCCAAGGUCAUUUGGCCGCUUCCGUCUCGCAGAUGCGGCAUUGUCAAGAUUGGUUAACCCCGCCCGCUGGUUGGACACCGCUCAUCGAAUAUGGUGAGCUAGUGGCCCCGCCCCCGCCCACUCGAGGUCGUGAAAAGUGGCGACGCAUCCUACAGCACAAAUUGUUGGUUUAUUUGGGCGAUUUGACGCGAUAUGCUUUGAGUUUUCAAGCCGAAGCCAGCCCGCGAUUGCCGGCCGGGUUUUACGCCCGCGCUUUGGCCCUCGAACAGGCCCAUGGGGCGCCUUUUAACCAAUUGGCCUCGCUCUGCGCUCAAGCUAAUUACGGCCUGAGUUCGGCCUUUUUAUACCUACGCAGUAUGCACACCUCGGAGCCUUUUGCUGGGGCCCGAACAAAUUUAGAGAAAUUGGUCACGAAAAACAGUCGAGAAUGGCGAAAGUUGCAGAAUCAACUAGACCAGCGUGGACCGCCUCAAGUAGAAACGGAAUGGUGUAUUCGCUUGCACAUCGAACUCAUCAAUUGCAUCGUGUUGGGCGAGGCCACGUCCGACUUGUCGGACAUUUGUCAGCGCGCUUUGGAGGCCUUCCAGCGGUGUUUGUAUAUACCCAUGCAAGAUGUGGACUAUGCCUCUCACGAUCUUUUGUCAGAGGAGGUGGUGGAUGAAAUGAUUCUGAGCUUGUUGGUGCCCUUGACCAAUCCAAAGCUCAGUGCCUCUAAGAAAGCCAUGUUGAAUGCGUAUCUCUUGGCACUGUUCACGCACGUGGUCUCGAAAAUGCUCGGUGAUGUUACCUUGAAGUUCUUUGGCCCCGAGGCUUUACUCAAAGUAUUUGAACCUGAUGAACCUCAACCCAAAGACACGCCCGAUGACCCAACCAAUGGCAUCGCCAAAGCGGAAGCCGAAAGCGAAGAAAAGUCCAAAUCCAAACGGACUCCGAAACCCCAGAGUAUCCUUGACAAAAGACGUCGUCGGAAGCCGCGUGGUUUGUCCGAUUCUGAAACAGAUCCAAGCGAAUCAGACAAUGAUUCCAAAACAGAUCCAUCCACCUCCAAAUCCAUGAGGGAUGACGAGACGACUCGCAAUUUGGAUUCUUCUAGUUCGGAGUUUAGUUUUAGCGACCUGGAAUCCGAGAGUGGGAUCCUGGCCACAGACUCCGAGGACGAAGACGAUGAUGAUGACGACUCGGAUGUGAUUGUCGAAAGCUCUAGAAACUUGAUCUCGACUUUGGGUUUAGUCCGUGUCCUCAAAAAGCAUCACUUAAACGGAGGAUUUAGAAUCUUGAGCUCUUGGCUAUUGAACUCCGAAAAGGUCUUGCAAGAGGCAAGUAAGUCCUCGGAUGUGUUCUGGAGCCGUUUGUCUCGCUUCUUUUCACUGCUAGAUUUUACCAACUCCGAGUACACGCCCAAUGACGAGGUCAAUGAAGCCAUCGUCAAAGUGAAGGAUCUUGUUGAAGUUGGGAGCUAUUACCCUGAGUCGGAAUUGAUGGCCGGAAUGACGAAUGUUUCACGCAUUCCUCCACCCUCAUCAAACACGAAUGAUGAUAUUGAGGAGGCUUUGAGCAAGCUGAAUGAAUUGGAAAAGGGUACACUACAAAUCUUACAUUUUCAAUGGAUUCGUGACCGAUUUUGCGAAAGCCCUUUGACCAAUUUGCAAUUAGAGGAAAACGGCCUUGUAACCUUCAAAGUGAAGAAUACCACGACACACGAACCUGUGACCACUCCGAAGGAAGAAAAAGUCGAUUCCUCAGCCGAGAAGUCUGUCGAGAUGACUAAAGAAAAAGAGCAAAUGAUGGAGCAAAUGGCCAAGUUAUGGCUUCAACAGGAGGUCAACGAUUUGGAGGGAAAGACCAAGAGUUUAAGAGGGUACGCCCAUUACUCUCCCUAUCUCGUAUUGGACCAUUUUGCUUUGUCCGAACAUUUGGAACUGAUAAAAGACAUCGUUUAUUCUAAAAAAUUCGCCGUGAUUGUGCCCACAGUAGUCAUUCAUGAUCUGGAUGACAUGAAAAAGAGCUCUCCCGGCGCUAGAAACGCCAUACGAUGGCUUGAAAAACAAUUUCAUCAAGGGAACCGAUGGCUUCGACCGCAACGACCGAACGAAAAGAAGCCUUUAGAAUUACUCACUUAUCCCAAGAAGAAAGAACGCGAGGCCACGAACUAUUUCCAAAUUUUCGAGUGCUGCAAUCACUUUUCGGUUAUUCGCGGCGAAAGCUCAGCCGCCAACAAGAUUCAAGUUACGUUACUCACAUCAGGUCCAAAGGAAUCUGAGACCCGAACUUAUGAUCCACGGGGAGUGGCUGGUUCGAUUGGAAUCAAGGUGGAAAACGUGAACGUCUUCUACGUGGGAAAAUCGCCCUCAGAGCGCCGCAAAAACAAGCAUUUCCAUGCCAAGAAGAAGAAACCUAAGAGCCUCGUAUCACGACCUUGAACAAUGUUUUUCUGUUGGUUUUUGAUGGUGUCGCAAGUUUUUGACGAAUCGAUCUGACACCAAAAUGAGGCAUGAAAUUGCGAUGAUUAUCCAAUCCAACAACGAUUCUUGAGGGCAAAUCGAUAUGUCCUGUUUUAAAUCAAUGUAGGUUUCUUCCUGAAUACAAUCAAUCGAAAUGUUCUGGACUUGAACAUUAAAUUUAGA
Tigriopus californicus is the source of this 3121-nucleotide messenger RNA. RefSeq names its product nonsense-mediated mRNA decay factor SMG5-like (gene Smg5). Gene Ontology annotation, biological process: nuclear-transcribed mRNA catabolic process, nonsense-mediated decay. Bases 200 to 2917 code for a protein of 905 amino acids. Gene Ontology annotation, cellular component: telomerase holoenzyme complex. NCBI's taxonomy places the organism in Eukaryota, Metazoa, Arthropoda, Copepoda, Harpacticoida, Harpacticidae. The record is from RefSeq and is a predicted model, not a curated record. The transcript is spliced from 10 exons. Gene Ontology annotation, molecular function: telomerase RNA binding; protein binding; telomeric repeat DNA binding.